Molecule: messenger RNA, 4734 nt
Organism: Hydra vulgaris (swiftwater hydra)
Lineage: Eukaryota; Metazoa; Cnidaria; Hydrozoa; Anthoathecata; Hydridae
Product: rho guanine nucleotide exchange factor 12
Biological process (GO): G protein-coupled receptor signaling pathway
Cellular component (GO): cytoplasm
Molecular function (GO): guanyl-nucleotide exchange factor activity; G protein-coupled receptor binding
Source: RefSeq, a predicted model, not a curated record
UUAGUAAGCUUAUUAAAUAGUUUUAAUAUGAAGACCAAGUGAAAAUGAAUUUUAUGGUAAAAUGAAUGAAAUUCGGAAACCAGGUGGUCUGGUUCAAAGAUGUGUUGUAAUACAUAGAGAUGAAAAUGGAUAUGGUUUAACAGUUAGUGGUGAUAAUCCAGUAUACGUUCAGUCCAUUAAAGAAAAUGGAGCUGCUGCUAAUGCUGGGGUGCAAGUGGAUGACCAAAUAAUAAAGGUAAAUGGUAUGGUUGUAUCACAGUCAAAUCAUCUUGAAGUUGUUAGCUUAAUUAGAAGUGGAUCAUUUGUUGCUCUUACUUUGCUUGGGAAAGAAAAUCCAUCUCCAAAAUCAGUUGAUCAAUCAAACAUUUCAAACCAUAGAAGAUCUGUUUCACUUGGGAAUAAUCUCUCAGCAUACACGAAUUCUGUCAAACCAAUAUCUGAGCGUGCGAGUGACAUUGAGCGCACUCUAAAUCAAGAGCGUGAAUAUCAAAAGAAAGUUUAUGAGGAGUACAUGAAAUCAAAGUCUCCAAAGUCUCAACAAGAGCUUGCAGACUGUGAAAUACGCAUAACUGCUUUAGAAAAUCAAUUCAAAGUACUUACAUCAAAUCAUAAGGCCAGCGUUAGUCAAACUGCACGUCAAGUAUUUCGUCCAGAUAAUCAAUCUUUAAGUCGUGUUUCUCCACAAACACGCCCCUAUUCUUCUAAUACUCAAAAGAUUGAUCCUAAUGUUGGUUCUACAGAUGUAAACAAAUUACAUCCGAGAGAAGAAACUGAAAAUCAAAACAUUCAGGAUCAGUGUUCAUCUAGAGUGAGUAGCCCUACGCCUAGUUUAAAGUUUUCUGCACCAUCACAUAUUAGGCAACUUGCUAAGCUUCAACCAUCAUUAAGCACUCCUACCUUUGAUACUAAAAUGUCUACAAUAACAAAACAGAAUGUUGUGGAUGAAUCGGAUGGGCUGCCUUUGCCAGCAAGAUUAAAUAAUACAACAACUUCACGCGAGCAAGAUAGUACAAUUUUUGAUUCAAUGUUUUUAGAAGUGCAGCAAAAAAAUCUUGCCGGCAUUCCAACUAAUUUAGCUGGCUCAGUUAUUUCUAUGGAAGACUAUGAGUUUGAUUUAGAAAAUGAAAACAUUAGGGACCAUGGUCCAUUUGUAGACUUGAAACUAUUAGCUACUCGACCAGCUCAUUUGGCUGUAUUUUUACAUUUUCUUAUGUCAAACAGUAACCCUAGUGCAUUAUUUUUUUGGUUAGUAUCUUCAAUAUUUAAAGAUGAAUCUGGUAGCAUCAAGGAUUUAAAGAGAUGGGCAUAUGAAAUAUAUUCAACAUUCAUUGCUCGAAAUGCACCAUUAAAAGUAGAUAUUGAUGAGCUUGAAGAAAUAGCUAUUGAAGACUCGCUUGAUAAUAAUAAAACCACAGAAGAUCGUUUACAUAGUAUUUUUGAUGUUGCAAGGGAAAUUGUUUUUUAUGAAGUUGGUGAUCAACUUGCAGAUUUUCGCAACAAAAGAGCCCUGGGUCUUGGUGGUUUAUUUGGUGAUCAUCAACUAGAAGAUGAUCUUCAUCUUGAUCGCAAUAAAGAGUUAAAAGUCAUUGAACAAACUCUCCUUCCUCAUUUAGAAACUCUGAUGGCAGAUGCAGAUUCAACUGAUGAACCACAGAAUGAUAGAAAUACUGCAAUGGCAUCUGCUUUAGCAACUUUCAUUAAACAGGCUGGGCUUACUCCUGGAAAGGUCUCAAGUGGUCGUGGAAGUGUUCUUGAACGUUGUCGUUGUUUCGCUGAAAAAGAGAAAACCUCAUUUGGUGUAUUUAAACCAAAGCGCAAAAGCCAUUCAGUUAAUGGUCAUCAGUUUGUUAGCAUGCAGUACACAAACUUGACACUUUGCGAUUACUGUGAUGGAUUACUUUGGGGUAUUGGAACUCAAGGAUACCAAUGUCAAGUUUGUGAAAUCAAUGUGCAUAAGCGAGUUUGUUUCAAGAGUCUUCCAGAUCAAUGUCCUGGUCUUGGACCAAAAUCAAAAAAACCUUCAAAGGAUUUUAAGAUUAAGCAGAACCUACCUUUACCUAUUAAGCCUUCUGGUUCUACUUUUACCUACCUAAAGCCUUCUGGUUAUGAUGAUACUACAGAUGUUAUUGGGGAGAAGGGACGUGCUAAUUCAUCUGCAAGUGAUCCAACUGAUGCAGUUCCUGAUGACAGUGUUGAUCAGCAUCUUGAUGUUGACAAGGAAAGACCAAGUACACCUCAAGAGGACUCUCAUUCUAAAAAGACAAAAUCCACUAGUUUGAUUGCCCCAAAGAAGCAAAAGCCAAUGGUUGGAGGAGGAACAUUACCUGGAAUGAAAAGUGAUACUUUCAAUGGUGGUUCAACACAAACCUCUAAUUUACGUCCUAUUCUUGGUUGUGAUUCACCGCCUCCAGAAAUUUCAGUGAAUUCAGAGGAAGAGUUAGACUCUGACUUAGAGGUGGAGGCUGAGACUCCAAACUGGCAAGAUUCAGCUGAUAAAAAGGUUUUAAAGAAACUCAAAGGAAAAGAGAUCAAGCGACAGGAAGUUAUUCAUGAGUUAAUUCAUACAGAAAAGACACAUGUUCGCAACCUAAAAGUGCUAUUUAAAGUUUUUUAUAAGCCAUUGAUGAAAAAUAAUAUUCUUAAUGAAAGCCAAGUAAAAGAUAUUUUUCCAAAUCUUGAAGAACUUCUUGACAUUCAUGUGUCAUUGUUAAAAGCCAUGAAAGAGAGAUCUAAAAAUGAAGUUAUUGAGGUUAUAGGUGAUAUUAUGCUAGAAAAGUUUGAUGGUGAAGCUGGUCGACAUGCUAUAGAGGCAUAUGGUAAAUUUUUUCGCGGACAAAAGUGUGCCUUAGAAAGACUAAAAAAACUAAAAGAAACAAAAAGAGAACUUUUUACCUUUAUGACAAAACAAGAAACUCACAGAUGGUGUCGUCGUCUAAAAUUUACUGAUAUUCUGGCAUCUACUCAUCAGCGACUAUCUAAAUAUCAUCUUUUACUAGCAAGUAUACUCAAAGUAACACCUACUUCACAUCCAGAUUAUAAACCAGUAGAAAAGUGUUAUGAUUGUUGUGUUCAUUUACUAAAUACUGUUAACGCUGAAAUGAAAGAAGCAGAGAAUAAUCUCAGACUUGAAGAACUUGCAAAAAAAAUAGAAGAUACUCGGAAACUUGACAACGCGCACCAAGCUGAUAUGAAAUUAGAUUUCACUUCUCGCAAGCUUGUACAUGAAGGAGAUAUGUUAUGGAGGAUUAACCCCAAUAAAAUAAUAAGUAUACAUGCCGUUUUACUAAAUGAUAUGCUAGUGAUACUUAAAAAAGAAGAUGAAAAAUACAUUUUGAAAAUGCAUAGUGCUGUUCACAGUUCGCUUGUAAAACUUACUAAUAUAAUCAUUAGAGAUGUUGCAACUGAUAUUAAAGCAUUCUAUUUAAUAAAAACAACAACUGAUUCAAAUAAUAAACAACUGAAUAACUCAGCAAACCUUUAUGAGUUUGUGGCUCAUUCAACUCAAGCCAAAAAAAAGUGGGUAGAUAACAUCUUCGACACUACAAAACUUGACCAGUAUGCUAAUUUUCCUCGACGUAAUGGACUUGCAUCUGUUAGUCCAACAUCUCCACCAGUAGCAGAAGAAGACAUUCAUAAAAAAACCCCAGCUAACAGUGAAACAACAACUCUUCAGAUCAGUCCACCUGCAAGUCCUAUUUUGAAUUCAGUUAUUGAAAAAAGAGUUUUACCUUCAAAAGAACGAGCUGAAGAACUUACUCGUGAGCUAUCAGUGAAAGAUGAAGAGAUUAAAAGGAUUCUACAAGAGAAACGCUGUAUCAUAAAAGAGCUUAUGGGUGAGAAGAUUGGAAAUCAGUCAAAUUAUGAGUUUCCUAGUGAUUCUCGGGAAUUGGUACUUGCUGCAAUGAAUCAAGCCAAUCACCUUACAGCCUUAGUAAAUGAAAUACUAUCUCUUAGUAAAGAAAUAUCAGCAAGCCAGCAGGCAAAUGUAUCUGUGUCAGUUUACGCACUUCAUGAAAUACUAUCAUCUUUGCUUAUUCAAACAGCUGAAACUUGUGGUAAUCAAUUGGAAUCAAAAUCGUUUGUUGAAGAAAGUGAAAAUUUUUAUGAAAACACUAAUAAAUCACUUGAUUUAAAUGAAGAUAAAAAACAUUACAAUAGUUUAGCAAGCGCAUCGUACUCAGAUGUUAGAAAGUCAUCGAAUCAAGUCAUUCAUUCUACUUUUCAGUCAAACAGUUUAGGUGACAUAAAAGAAGAAUCCGCACCUUUGACGUUAAGUCCAUUUAAGAUCUCAAGUAAGCCAUCAACCGCUGAUAAAACUAUACCUUUAGACGCAGAGAUAUCACGUGGUAAUACGAUAUAAUAAUUCAUAGAUACCAUAUUUCUCAACGAUAUAUUAAAUAAAGCGAUUAUCAUGUCGUCAAUUUCAAACUUGUUGUGAAAAGAUUCGCACAAAUAAGAUGUAAAUAUCGAUAUGCGUAUUACUUCACCGAGUGGGCAUAUUACACUCUGAAAAUAUGCAUAUAAGUAUUUUUUGGCUUUAUACUGUUAAUUUAUUUGUUGCCACAUUUACAACAUGGAUUUUUUACAACCAAAGGAGUAUUUAAAGAAAUAUCGUUUGUUUCGAAACUUUUUAAAUUUUUGCAUAUAAAUGAUUUUUUUAUCAAAUGUAUUAUAGCACGUGUUUUUGUGGAAGAGUAUUGCCAUUCGUUAUUUUUAUUAUGAUUAUUUCUAUGA